GACGCACUGGGCGUUCGCGUCCUGCCUCCCGACCUCCAUCUCUUUCCAUAGCCGCCAUCUUGCUCACCGCGUGUUUCCUUUGGGUCCGGGCAAACAUAAUAAGAGUAAACGCUAUGAAUCAGGAAAAGUUAGCUAAACUGCAGGCUCAGGUCCGGAUAGGAGGAAAGGGUACAGCUCGCAGAAAGAAGAAGGUAGUACACAGAACAGCUACAGCUGAUGAUAAAAAAUUGCAAAGCUCUCUGAAGAAACUGGCAGUUAAUAAUAUUGCUGGAAUUGAGGAGGUGAAUAUGAUUAAGGAUGAUGGUCAGGUCAUUCACUUCAAUAAUCCUAAAGUGCAGGCUUCAUUAUCUGCCAAUACUUUUGCUAUUACCGGCCAUGCUGAGACAAAACAGAUCACAGAAAUGCUUCCGGGCAUCCUGAGCCAGCUUGGAGCUGACAGUCUAACAAGUCUUAGAAAGUUAGCUGAACAGUUGCCUCGGCAAGUUUUGGAUAAUAAAACGCCCAAACCUGAAGACAUCGAUGAAGAAGAUGAUGACGUCCCAGACCUUGUUGAAAAUUUUGAUGAAGCAUCAAAGAAUGAAGCCAACUAAAAAGCUGCUGGCACACCAUAGACUUGGAUAAAGACUGUACCAACAAGAAAACUUAUUCCAAAGUUUUACUAUAUUAAAAGUGAAAAAUCACAAGUUUGCAAAUACAGUGAACUAAGGCAUUUUAUAUUUUAAUGAUGCUGAAUGUUCAGCAACUUUCAAUUGGUUGAAAUCACUUGUUUGCAUUUUGCACUUCGAAAGAGAAUCCUUUGGUCUGAAGUUUGUAAGACACUGAGAUUUCAUUAAAAUGCAACCUGAAUAGGUUGUAAACACAGUGGUGGACAAGCUGGCGAAGAAGUCUUAUUUAAGGUAUUCCCUCAUGACAUGCAAAUAAAACAGAUUGAUUAAC
Hemiscyllium ocellatum (epaulette shark) is the source of this 936-nucleotide messenger RNA. It is a transcript of the gene btf3l4, whose product is annotated as basic transcription factor 3-like 4. The transcript has 6 exons. Lineage: Eukaryota; Metazoa; Chordata; Chondrichthyes; Orectolobiformes; Hemiscylliidae. The coding region runs from base 114 to 590 and encodes 158 amino acids. The record is from RefSeq and is a predicted model, not a curated record.